Suricata suricatta (meerkat) is the source of this 2832-nucleotide messenger RNA. RefSeq names its product mannose-6-phosphate receptor, cation dependent (gene M6PR). Gene Ontology annotation, biological process: protein targeting to lysosome. The record is from RefSeq and is a predicted model, not a curated record. Bases 1588 to 2424 code for a protein of 278 amino acids. NCBI's taxonomy places the organism in Eukaryota, Metazoa, Chordata, Mammalia, Carnivora, Herpestidae. Gene Ontology annotation, cellular component: trans-Golgi network; endosome; Golgi apparatus. The transcript is spliced from 9 exons. Gene Ontology annotation, molecular function: protein domain specific binding.
GCGUGUUGGAGGAGAGGAGCCGGAGAGCGCUCACACCUCGGCGUCCGGGACAGGGACUGGGAUCACGAAGUCAGCUCUGGCCAAGGUUCUAUCCCGAAAUACAGCUAAGGAGCCCUGGGGCAGAACGGAGGCGGAGGCGCAGGCGUGUGGGCGAGGAGUUCGAGUCCCGAAGGGAGCGAGAGAGAAAGGACCCACCAAGACCGGAGAGGGAAUUGACGAGUAUUUGGAAAGCAGGGAAAGGAAGGACCCUAGGGACGGAGCCGUUUGAGAUGUUACGGGAUACCUGUAGAAGGAAUUUUCGGCCUUCCUCGAGAAGGAAGCCGAAAGUGGCAUCAUUUGGAGAGGAUAUAAACCUAACAGUUGGAAACAGGAGACCAAGACGGAAUGAGAAUUUCUAGAAGUCUGGAAGAAGUUUGAAGGGGAUGCGUGUAUGAUCUGGAGAAACUUAUAGAGGGCUUAGCCAGUGUUUCUCUUUAUAGAGAGCUUCCGCCCCUGGGACACAGAGCUUCUUCUCUAAGGCUUUUCAGCAUUGGGCCGCUUAGCUAAUGAGGGCUGUCAUUCUAUAACAGUGUAGGCUGCUGGAGACAGGAGAUAAAGGACGCUACCUCAGGAGUGAGCCAGACAGCAGAAAGUAGAAAUUCCACUGAAGGAUGGAAAAUGAUCGUGGCUAGUCUUGAGGGACGGGAAAGAGCAGUACAGAGGCCCAGUGAUGUGAACUGCUUCCCAAUUCCUGCCUUAGUCAUUGGUCAUUGAAGAGAAUUUUUCAGCAUUACCAAAAUAGAUCUGCCCUGAAACAAGAAAACCGAAGGGGAUUUUUCAAAGCCUUAAAGUCCUACUCUUUAUUUCCAAAGUAUCUAAUUGUAGCAGGUUAAAAGGGAACUACACAGUCCUUGGAUUUUAUACUCUUACUAAUAAAUUUUUUUCAACCCUGUACUAGCAAAUAGCUUUGUGCCAUGAAUCCUCCAAGUUGUCCCACCAAUUUCAUGCAUGUUUAAUACUUGUACGACCUAAGGCAGAUCAUUUAACCUCUGUAAGCACCAAUUUCCUCAUCUGUACAGUGACAGAAGUUAUACCUGCUUUUCUGGGUUGUGAAGAUGAACAAACAUAAUCUCGAUAAAACACAGAGCGUUUGCCACUGAAUCAAAGAAACAGUAGUACAGGAGGAGGUGAAUUGGGAAGUGACUCAGUGACUCCCAAGAAUUGCCAGCAAUUCAGAGUCCACAGAGACAAGUGUACUGGACAUUUAGAAACUCUUGGGAUUUGUGACAUGCAGAGCCUCAGAAAUCACCAAGAACCACCUGUAGACACUGACUCUUCCCCAAGGCCAGUGCCUCCCUCUGCUGAGUGCGCAGUGUUCCCCUUUCCUGAGGCACGCAGGCAGGACAGGAGGUGAGCAAGGGUGUCAGCUGGAAACAGACUUUCAGAAAAGUGUUUAAAAAACCCAGAAAACCUAGAGAUUAAGAAUCCAAUUCUGAAUAUUAAAGGACAAGAAAAAAUAAUGGAUGGAAGCCAAAAGCUUGAAACAGGCACAAGACAAUAAACCCCAGCUUCCUGAUAAUGAGGAAGACUGACUAGCAUAAAGAAAGGAUGUUCCCCUUCUACCGCUGCUGGAGGACUGGACUGCUGCUGCCACUGCUCCUGGCUGUGGCAGUAAGAGAAUCCGGGCAGACAGAAGAGAAAACCUGUGACCUGGUGGGAGCCAAGGGUAAAGAGUCAGAGACAGAGUUAGCUCUACUGAAGAGGCUGCGACCACUGUAUAACAAAAGCUUUGAGAGCACCGUGGGCCAGGGCCCAGACACCUACAUCUACAUGUUUAGGGUGUGCCGAGAAGCUGGUAACCGUACCUCUGGCGCAGGCCUGGUGCAGAUCAACAAAAGUAAUGGGAAGGAGACGGUGGUAGGGAGACUCAACGAGACCCACAUCUUCAAUGGAAGUAAUUGGAUCAUGCUUACCUAUAAAGGGGGUGAUGAGUACGACAGACACUGCGGCAUGGAGCAGCGUCGAGCGGUGGUGAUGAUUUCCUGCAAUCGACACACCCUGGCGGACAGCUUUACCCCUGUGUCCGAGGAGCGAGGCAAAGCCCAUGACUGUUUCUACCUCUUUGAGAUGGACAGCAGCCUGGCCUGCUCCCCGGAGAUCUCCCGCCUCAGCGUGGGCUCCAUCUUACUAGUCACGUUUGCAUCCCUGGUCGCAGUCUACAUCAUUGGGGGGUUCCUAUACCAGCGCCUGGUGGUGGGAGCCAAGGGAAUGGAGCAGUUUCCUCACCUCGCCUUCUGGCAAGAUCUUGGCAACCUGGUAGCAGACGGCUGUGACUUUGUGUGCCGUUCUAAACCCCGAAAUGUGCCUGCUGCAUACCGUGGCGUGGGGGAUGAUCAGCUGGGGGAAGAGUCAGAAGAAAGGGACGAUCAUUUAUUACCGAUGUGACUGCACUUUAAACACCCAGCUGCUUCUUCAGUCCCAAACCAAAGCAUACUCAGCCAGAUUGCUUAAGCAGUGUCCACUCCGGUCUCUCAGCCCGCCCUUAAUGUUGCUCUUGCUUUUCAGUUUGCUUUGGAUUUGCUUUCUCUCCUCACCAGUGGAAAGGCCUUUCCUUUUUCCCUAUUUUGUUUUUCCUCUAGAGAGGUAUCAUCACAGGAUGGAGAUAAAAUAAUAGGGCCUGUGCAAAAGAGGCUAUCACACUAUCUCUUGGUGUCAGAAGGUACAAACAGGAUAGUUACAGUGAGCAAAAAAGUGUGACAGGCUCCCUGACUUUUUAAAACACAUUUUCACAAGCUUUUGAGACACUGGAUUUCUUUAAUUAAAAAAAAAAGGCAAGAGACAUUAUUUAUACAA